UCAAACACAAACACUCACACCAGUGGCAGAGCUUUGCACUAUCAAUAGAGGCUUUCAGCAUGCUGUGAAACCGUUCCCUUGUUCCCCUAUGGUGUGAUGAUACAUUGUAAGAGCCGUGAAUGGAACUGUCCAGUCAUAUUGCUGACAUAAUUCAGAAAGGGUAACAGCUCUGAAACUCCUCAAGUUAACAGAAAUCAGUUAUCUGUUAAGAGUUUUAGAGGCAGAGUAGUGACAACCUGUUGCAAUCUCCUGUCUCGUAGGAGAGUCAGGAGAAGCGUUCUUCCUCCACAGGCUUCAAAAUGAGGUCCUUCUGGGAGAGGAAAUCACAAGUGUGUUUGGCUCCGCCCCCUCUUUGCAGCCGUUGACCCCUUGCCGUGUCCAUUAGGAAGAUUCUCAGUCUUACUGGAGCAAUGACAGAUAAAAGCCGUUAAGUGAAAAUGUCUCUGAGUGGCCGUCAGGGGCCUCCUAAAUUGGAGCGACUGGAGUCAGUAAUGAGCCAGUUCUCUGGCAGCUUGGAACAAGACGAUCUACAAGACGACCCAGAGGACCUGGACUUAAGCGGCCAUACUGACCUCUGUGGAGAACCAAGGAACAUAUCCUUUCAAGCAAUAUACAACUUUCUUCCAUUCAAGUCACUGGAUGGUGUUAUAUUUCUUGAAGAAGUGCCAAUCCUGGUACAAGUGACAGAGGUGGAGCGAUUCACAUCUACAAGGGUGCUGAAUCCAAACCUGUACACUAUAGAGCUGAGCCAUGGAGGUUUCAACUGGCAAAUCAAGCGUCGUUUUAAGCACUUCCAGACACUUCAUCAGGAGCUGCUCAAAUUCAGGGCCCUUUUAAAAAUCCCUCUGCCAAGCCGAAUUCACUCAGUCAAAAGGAGGUCAUUCAAAGGCCGUAAACUGUUUCAUGGAGAACACAUACCAACGUUACCACGAAGACCUGAUGCCCUCGUCAAGGAGGAACAGCUCACCAGCAGAAAACUGCAACUUGAGGACUAUCUGAGGAAUGUAUUGAAAAGGCCUAUAUACAGGACACAUCCUGCAACGCUUGAAUUUCUGGAAGUGAGUCAAAUCUCAUUUAUCCAUGAUCUUGGACCAAAAGGAAUUGAAGGUCUAAUUUUAAAGAAAUCAGGAGGAAACACAUUCCCUGUCUGUUACUGGUGCGGAUCAAACAGCGUCUGUUACCGAUGGUCCAAAAGAUGGUUGGUGGUAAAAGACUCCUUUGUUCUCUACAUGAGGCCAGAGGAUGGCCAAGUAGGCACCGUGAUUCUAUACGAUAAGGGAUUUCACAUCAAAAUAGGGACCCUGGAGACCGGAGUCAGGCAUGGAGUCACGAUUGAGAAUCUGUGCAGGGCGCUUACUAUUAAGUGCUCCACAUAUAGGCAGGCCCGUUGGUGGGGACACUCCAUAGACGAGUUUUCGCAAAUGUUUGGACAGGACUUUCUGAGGGAAAACCGCCAUGGGUCUUUUACGCCUGUUAGAGAAAACACUACAUCGAAAUGGUUUGUCAACGCAGCUGGAUACUUUGAUGCCAUAGCUGAUGCCCUGGAAGGAGCAAAGGAGGAAAUCUUCAUCACAGCCUGGUGGUUAAGCCCAGAAAUCUUUCUCAAACGACCAGUAGUAGACGGGAACAUGUGGAGAUUAGACCAUGUCCUCAAGCGGAAAGCACAACAAGGAGUAAAGAUAUUUGUCCUGCUCUACAAAGAAGUCGAGGUAGUGAUGGGUCUCAACAGCGAAUACACGAAGAAAACCCUGAUGGGGCUUCACUCUAACAUCAGGGUCAUCCGACACCCUGAUCACAUGCCCUCCACAGCAUUGCUUUGGGCUCACCACGAGAAGUCGGUGGUGAUUGACCAGUCACUCGCCUUCCUGGGAGGGAUUGACCUGGCCUACGGAAGAUGGGACGAUUCCCAACACCGACUGACUGAUGUGGGAAGUGUGAGAAGAAGCCCUCAGCACAGUCCCGCUCUAUCACCCAGCCUCACUCAUCAGUCAGUUGCCACGGUGGAGGAGGGUGAGGAGAUGAAAUUCAACGUGGUGGUUGAAGAAAUUCAGACUGGAGAAGGAGGAGCAGGAGAUUCAUGCUCAGUGGAGGAUCCAGGGGAGAUCUGUGCGAGCUUUACUUUGCCCUUAGUGGAGGAACAGGGAGAAAACAACCUCACCCUGCCCACAGGAAGGCUGCUAAGAACCCCCUCAGAGAAAAGUCAUCAUAGCUCUGAUGGAACAGAGUCCAAGCAUUACAGUAGGAAUAGUCUUAAUUCCAGGACACCUCUCACUCGGGACUGUUACAGCAAGAGCUUGUCUCUGCAUUCCAGCGAUUCGUACUCUCUUGGCCUGCAUCACUCUCUCCCGCUGCCUUACGAGACUAGUUCUCUAAGAAGUUACAUUGGCAGUACUGAACUCUGUGGAGAGACUCGUUUCUGGCAUGGCAAAGACUACUGCAACUUCAUCCUCAAAGACUGGGUCAAACUCAACAAGCCUUUUGAUGAUUUCAUUGACAGGUAUAAGACGCCACGGAUGCCCUGGCAUGAUAUCGGGGUGCUGGUUCAUGGGAAGGCUGCAAGAGAUAUUGCACGACAUUUCAUUCAGAGGUGGAACUUUACAAAGCUGGUGAAGAAGCGGUCGGGGGCGACGUGCUACCCCUGCCUCAUGCCCAAGUCUCUAUCCGCACCCAUGGUGCCAGCCGAAUACAGCGGCAAAUCAACUCAGGCUAAUGUUCAGGUUUUGAGGUCUGUGUGCCAGUGGUCUAUUGGGACAAAGGUUCAUGAGGAGUCCAUUCAUUUAGCCUACGUUUCAGCCAUCCAGAAUAGCAAACAUUUCAUCUAUAUAGAGAACCAGUUCUUCAUCAGUUGUGCUGACAAAUCCAUCCACAACAGCAUUGGCGAUGCACUGACGGAGAGGAUCCUGCGUGCGUACAGGGAGAAAAAAAAGUUUCGGGUCUAUGUGGUGAUGCCCCUGCUGCCCGGCUUUGAAGGUGACAUCUCGUCAGGAGGGGGCCAAGCCAUCAAAGCAAUCAUGCACUUUAAUUACAGGACAAUGUGCCGAGGGGAGCGCUCCAUUAUUGAGAGGCUCAAAUGUGUGAUGGCAGAUUGCUGGAUCAAGUACAUCUCAUUCUGCGGUCUGCGUACUCAUGCUGACCUGGAUGGGCGUCUGGUCACUGAACUCAUUUACGUGCACAGCAAGCUCAUGAUCGUGGACGACUGCACUGUCAUUAUUGGCUCUGCAAACAUCAAUGACAGGAGCAUGCUGGGAAAGAGAGACAGUGAAAUGGCUGUGGUUGUUGAAGACACAGAAUUUCAGCCCUCUGUCAUGGAUGGAGAGAGUUAUCAGGCUGGCAGGUUCGCUCUGUCUCUACGGGAGGAGUGCUUCAGACUUGUACUUGGCUUGCUGGGAGACAGCAUAGACAUCAGCGAUCCCAUCAGUGACCGAUUCUACAAGGAAAUCUGGAUGGUGACUGCAGCCAAGAAUGCCAGUGUGUAUGACAAGGUCUUCAGAUGUUUGCCCACCGAUGCAGUCCUGAACUAUAAGAUUCUGAGGGACUACAUGUCACGUCCUUGCAUGGCUGCCGAGGAUCCUUUACAGGCCUGUGCCGAACUGAAGAAGAUACGAGGUUUUCUGGUCCAAUUUCCUUUAUACUUUCUCUCUGAAGAGAACCUUUUCCCUUCUUUCAACUCUAAAGAGGGAAUCAUGCCUAUUGAGCUUUGGACAUAGACUCUUUGAACCCAUAAUGGCUGUCUUCUCUUUUGAUGCAUGUCGUCUAAUGAUGCUAUAUGUGCUGUCAGUAGCAUGCAUACUUCUGUAGAGCAAAAACUACCUCUGAGCUAUCUAUAGAUGUGUGCUUAAACCUUCAUUGUUCUGUUUGUCUGUUGUCCCUGUAGGUUUAUAACUGAACUCUGUCUUAAUCAAAUAUACAUGGACACUGCAGCUGUUGUAAAUAAUUAACUUUGUUCUUUCA
Molecule: messenger RNA, 3951 nt
Organism: Labeo rohita (rohu)
Lineage: Eukaryota; Metazoa; Chordata; Actinopteri; Cypriniformes; Cyprinidae
Product: phospholipase D1
Exons: 28
Coding region: 438-3707 (1089 amino acids)
Biological process (GO): intracellular signal transduction; phosphatidic acid biosynthetic process; regulation of microvillus assembly
Molecular function (GO): D-type glycerophospholipase activity; phosphatidylinositol binding
Source: RefSeq, a predicted model, not a curated record